AUGUUUAACAUGCGGCGUGGAAGUGAUGCGCUGCAGCCCUAUUUGAGCGAAGAAGAGCAUGAGGAUUCGAUUGGCAUCCGGGCAUCAGAGGGCGAUGCUUUCAUUUCGGGAGAAAAACGACACAAUUCGUUUCAAAAUUCUUCGAGGCAAUUUUGGGUGCGGUUGUUGACAUAUAUCUUGUUGGCUGUAGCGUGGAUCCUGUCGAUUUUCUUUUCAAUGUACAUCGCAGGCCAGAGGGGACACUAUUGCGAGGGCCUAUCUGAAGUUGCUCCCACAGAGCUAUGGUCUGUGCAGCCUGCGAUUGAAGUUGAGAAAGUGCGUUUCAGUGGCACGCUCGAGUUCGACAACAACAGUACUCUCAUCUCUACAUAUUGGAACCCCAGUGCGCCAAAAUACACUGGCGAGCCGAGUGAAGAGCUAGAUGAUCUCUGGAAUGCUUUGAUCCAUCCCGAUGGGGUGGAUCUUCGCGGAGAGGAAGCGAAGUCAAUCUACGGAAAGACUUUUGAGAAACCGGGAGGCUGGUCGAUUGUCAGUAUAGAUGUCUUCCAUCAGCUACAUUGUCUGAACGUACUCCGUCAAGCCUUGCGCCCAGAUUACUACACCAGACAUGACCCAGAGCCCGCAUAUUCGAUACAUAUCAACCACUGCCUUGAUCAUCUCCGUCAAGCACUGAUGUGCCACGUUGACGUGACACCUAUCCCCGUCUUGUGGGCCGAAAAGGAAGAUCGUCCUCUGAAUGACUUUCAGGUGGAGCACACAUGUCGCAACUUUUGGAAGGUCAAGGAUUGGGCUAGGGAGCGUAGUGCGCACAAGCACGAGUACAAAGAUCCUCUGCCUCACUAG
Molecule: messenger RNA, 843 nt
Organism: Aspergillus udagawae
Lineage: Eukaryota; Fungi; Ascomycota; Eurotiomycetes; Eurotiales; Aspergillaceae
Product: oxidase ustYa family protein
Exons: 5
Coding region: 1-843 (280 amino acids)
Biological process (GO): mycotoxin biosynthetic process
Source: RefSeq, a predicted model, not a curated record